This is a messenger RNA of Thunnus maccoyii (southern bluefin tuna), 985 nucleotides long. It is a transcript of the gene cib3, whose product is annotated as calcium and integrin binding family member 3. Bases 20 to 583 code for a protein of 187 amino acids. Gene Ontology annotation, molecular function: calcium ion binding. The transcript has 6 exons. The record is from RefSeq and is a predicted model, not a curated record. NCBI's taxonomy places the organism in Eukaryota, Metazoa, Chordata, Actinopteri, Scombriformes, Scombridae.
GGUGUUUGCGUGCUCAGACAUGGGAAAUAAACAGACCACCUUUACAGCGCAGCAGCUUGAUGCUUAUCAGGACUGUACAUAUUUUACAAGAAAGGAAAUUCUCAGACUGUUCUAUCGGUAUCGGGAUUUGGCACCGCAGCUCGUUCCCCUUGACUACACCAACCACCCAGAUGUGAAGUUACCAUAUGAACUGAUUGGCAGCAUGCCAGAGCUGAAGGACAAUCCAUUUCGUCAGAGGAUCGCUGAGGUUUUCUCCGAGGACGGAGAAGGAAACAUGACUUUGGACGACUUCUUGGACAUGUUCUCAGUCCUGAGUGAGAUGGCCCCGCGUGACCUCAAGGCCUACUACGCUUUCAAGAUUUAUGAUUUCAACAAUGACGACUUCAUCUGCAAGUCUGACUUGGAGAAGACGCUCAACAAGCUGACACGUAACGAGCUGACAGAGGACGAGGUGAGGAUGGUGUGUGAGAAGGUGAUAGAUGAAGCCGACCUGGACAAUGACGGACGUCUGUCACUGGAGGACUUCCAGCACAUGAUAGUCCGAGCCCCAGACUUCCUCAGCACCUUCCACAUAAGGAUAUAAGGAAAUAAAGCAAUGUGCCUUUCUUAAUUAGAAGAGCACCUAAGGAUGGACUUAUAAUAACAAACUGUCUGGGAAGUGGAAGAAUCCUGAUGUCUCAGCUAAAAAACAACAGUUGCAUACAGUAUAAUGAACGUCUUGUCAUGGGAACAUUAACAUUUCUGCUCAUCUGUAUUUUGUAAAAACAAAACCUCUUCUUCCAAGUUUAUCAGACUUUGACAUUUAUCACCCAGAAUUAUCUUGUCUCUAAUGGGAACAUUUCUGUUGACAGCUUGGAUUUGUUUAACUUGUAAUAAAAUCACAAAAAGACCCAACAUUUCGACGGAGCAUUACUCCAUAACCGGCCCACAUCCGAUUUGUCUUCUAUCGUGGCAGCUGCAGAAAUAACACAGGUCACACUGCAGC